UGCGCCUGGGAAUGAAAUGUCGCAAACACGUCAGACCACCCCACACAAUCUGACCGAAGGCCACCCUGUGACCAACCUGACCUUGGUUGUCCUGCUGCUCAUCCCCUUUGUGGUCAUUCUCCUUCUGCUGAACUGUCUCUUCCUGGGCUACAAGGUCCUGGUCCUGUCCAAGAAGUCCAGCAGACCGAGGCGGGAGGACACCGAGGAGAUGCUCCUGCGACCCACCCUGCCGAGACUCAGAGUAUCCGACGUGGCCUUCUCCCCCCUGCGGGACGGGAGGACAGCCUGCAUGUCCCUGUCGGAGCCCGUCCUGUCCCACCCCGUCACUUCUUCAAGGGCGUCGUCCAGACACGGAGCCGGGUUGACUCACAAGUUCCGGCUGCUGAGGCCCGACGGCGCGACCGGCUGCGGGUCUCCGAGGGCGCCGAGCACCAUCCGGGCCGCGUCCUCCUCGCAGGGCUUCAGUCCGAGGCUCCACGUGCCUUCAGGCUCGCGGACUUGCAGUAACAGUAAGCCAGGCUGGUGUCAGAGUGCUCCGGUUUUACUGCAGUCCAGCGAUUCAGAGGAUAACUCCAGAGUACACGCGGUUCCACCAAACUCUCCCAUGGAGAAAGUGGCGCAUGUGGAUCACAGUCGUCGGAGCAGUACUUACGAGAAGCUAACAGAAGUGAAUGCAGUCGCUCCUGUCUAUCCGUACAACAAGCUGUUCAUGGAGUGUGAGCACAUGAACCCAACCUCAGAAGCAUCCAGUCUGAACGCAACUGAUGUGGGUCCUGGACUGGACAGUGACUUCGGAGCAAGUGCAGGUGUCUCCCUGCACAUUUUGUCUGCAGAUAGCGACGGCCUGUCCAACGGACUGUUGUCUUCAGCGCUGGAGUGGGAUUAUUACGACCCCUGUUAUGUCAGACAGAAUAAUAUACCCAAACAUAAUCACCACAGGCCUUUGAUCCACACUAAACAGUACUGGGUGUAG
Messenger RNA from Poeciliopsis prolifica (blackstripe livebearer), 973 nucleotides. It is a transcript of the gene hwa, whose product is annotated as huluwa. Lineage: Eukaryota; Metazoa; Chordata; Actinopteri; Cyprinodontiformes; Poeciliidae. The coding region runs from base 17 to 973 and encodes 318 amino acids. The record is from RefSeq and is a predicted model, not a curated record. The transcript has 3 exons.